Molecule: messenger RNA, 8383 nt
Organism: Haliotis rufescens (red abalone)
Lineage: Eukaryota; Metazoa; Mollusca; Gastropoda; Lepetellida; Haliotidae
Exons: 22
Coding region: 431-4234 (1267 amino acids)
Biological process (GO): signal transduction
Molecular function (GO): protein binding
Source: RefSeq, a predicted model, not a curated record
CUUAGUGACAAAAUGGAUGCCAGAAUGCUAUGCGAAACUGGCUGAAGGAGUCUAGGAUAUUACGGACUGAGUGUUGCUUGUCACGGCACAUACACCAUGCGGACAUCAUAAUAUUGCAGGUACUGUGUAUUUCGACGUCACUUUGCUGUGCUAUUGAACCAGGCUGUCAAUUGGAUAAUUAAGACUUGGAACAAGUGGCCCCUGGAGCUGGUCCUCUGACAUGUGGCAGAACUUCCCGGACGUCAAACCACCCAUGUCAGGAUUUAAGAGAGGCUUGUUUUUUGUGGUCAUCAAGAAUCAUCUUAUCUAACUCGACAAAAAUGGCGAAAUUAUUCAAUAACAUAUCUGUGGAUUUUAUGAAUGACUAGGUAUCAGUUUUGUUUUUCGAAGUGAGGUUUAUCAAAUCCAAAAUGGAAUUCCUUGGAGCAUAAUGAAAUUUCACCAUGUCCAUGGUAAAGCCAUCGUCCUGUCUGAUGACAGAAAGCAAGCGACGAGGUCAGAGGCCCAUUUUUGUAAUGGGCUAGUGUUCGGUGACCAGGCCAUCAAGGUCGGCCAAAAGCUCUGCGUGGAACUCACCUGUGUUUCAUCAUGGAGUGGUGCUCUUCGGAUCGGAGUCACCACAAACGACCCAAACAAGUUGACCCAGGCUGACCUCCCAAAAUUUGCAUUUCCUGAUCUGCUGAAGAAGGAAGGCUACUGGGGUCGGUCUGUGAACGAGAACCUGACCGCAUCCGGCACGCGUGUGACGUUCUAUGUGACGACAGAGGGACAUCUACAAGUGUUCAUUAACAAUGAACACAAGGGGGUGUACCUGUCACGACUACCCACCAACAGGACACUCUGGUUGUUCCUCGACAUCUAUGGCAACACAAAGGCAACAAAGUUUGUCACACCAGAUGACGCUCCGAAGGAAAUUGUUGCCCGUGGCCCGGAGGCAAUGGAAGCGUAUGAAAAGGCGUGUUCAACUGGAACCCAGCCGGUGUUUCGCACACGUCUCAUGCUUGUGGGCAAGGAUAGAGUGGGCAAAACUAGUCUCAAGAAAGCCCUGACAGGUCAAAGCCAUAACACAGCCGAGGAGAGCACAGAUGGGAUCGACCUGUCUGCUUCCUGCUCCUUUAACCUCAACAACCGAUCGUCAUGGCAACUAGCAAUCAAGGGGGAACAACCACCCGAAGCAGAAAGUGAUGAUGAAAAGAAAAACUUGGGUAUUCUUGGUGGAAGUGAGGGUCUAGAGGAGGAGUACCACAAGGCACUUGCCACCAAUAUUGUCCAGGAACUGCUGUAUCAGAAACGUCAGAAAGAGGCUGUAACCAAAACAUCUAGAGACAUCAAGUCAGCAGUUACGUCCCACUCAGCAGGGAAGAUUACCAACAGGAUAACUGACAAGCGGAAACCAUUGCUGGUGCGACGGGCAACAUCCCUUGGUAUGAAUCUGUUUGACGACAUCAAGGAGGUUCCCCCAGAGGUGAUGCAGGACGUACCGGACCGUGUCGUACAGCUGGUGCAACAGAUGCUGGGUCAGGGGUCACAAGGGUCGCCGACGCACAGCCUUGAGCUUGUGCAGACUGCCGAGAAGAGUCACCAAGUUGUGCUCAAUAUCUGGGACUUCGCGGGUCAGGCCGUGUACUACACCACACACCAGGUAUUCCUGACUGCACGAGCCAUCUAUGUGAUUGUGUUCAACUUAUGUGAUGACCUUACCGGCAAACAGUUACCGGAGAUGCAGGAAAAGGAUGAAGCCGAGGACAGCCUGUCCACUCUCGACUACAUGGACUUCUGGCUGCGCUCAAUACAUGCACAUGCUGCUGAGAACAUGCGCAACAGCGUCGACAACACCAAACUAUCCCCGCCCAUCUUCAUCGUGGGCACUCACCGAGACAGUCUGGCCCUGGACCAUGAUGCUCAGAUGGAGCUGGUUGCCGAUAAGUUCAACCAGCUGCGAGAGUUCCUGACAGGCCAGCCCUACACACAGCACAUCGUGACGCCAUUCUUUGCUGUGGAAAAUAACUCCCUGGGUGGAGAGGAUGUGCAGAUUGAUAAGCUGCGUCAGCACAUCGAGCGGAUCGCCAGCCAGGAGUCGUACAUGGGGGAACAGAUGCCGAUCAAGUGGCUCAAGUUUGAGCAGGAUGUCACGGAGAGGGCAGACACAGGCACACACUACGCCACCGUCGACCAGAUCACCGAGAUGGCAAGUAACCAUGGCAUCACAGACACAGAGGAGGUGACGACACUCCUGGAGUUCUACCACGACCUUGGCGUCAUCAUCCACUAUGGCAGCGCCGGCCCUGCCCACAACGUGCUCCGCAACACGGUCAUCCUGAAGCCACAGUGGCUGGUGGAUAUGUUCAGGAGGAUCAUCACUGCUCGGUCCACUCACGAUCAGUGGGACCUCCUGAGUGACAAGUGGGACCGGCUGGAGAAGCUUGGGAUCCUGGAGGAGCCGCUCCUGGACAUGCUGUGGAGUGAUGCCCUGGACCAGAAGCCCACCCUGCUAGCUCUCAUGGACAAGUUUGAUCUCAUCUGCCGCAGACUGCCACCACGAGGACAGACUCACCGGGAGGAGACACACAGUUACUACGUCCCCAUGCGGCUGGAGAAGCUGGAUGAUCAGCGCCACCUGUACACUCUCUCUGACAAUGUGGCUGUGUUCUACCUCGACUUCAACAACUUCCUCCCAGACGGCCUGUUCUAUCGGAUCCUGACCCGAGCCAUCAGGUGGUCCCAGGACAGUGGAGGCCGAGACCCCUAUCUCUACAGUCGAAUAGCCAAAUUCUUUCUGGACGACUCUCAUGACUUUGUGUUGGAACUGUCACCUAGAGCGUACCACAGAUUAAAGGUUGUCGUCGUGGGCAUCUCCGACUCCAUCUACACCAACCCUGGCUACAACCCCCUCUCCGCAGCCUGUGCCAAGGUGCGGAACUUCCUUGAGUCUACACUGACUGACCUGCGGCAGCUGUGGAUGAAGAGGAUUGCCUGCAAGAUGUGUCUGCGAUGUACGUGUGACAAGGUGUGUGAGCGGCACGGCCUGGCCGGGUGUACCCAGGAGGCCUGCCUCCACUUCCUGGACCUGGACGAAUGUCUCACCUCCAAGAUUGUUUGCUGUGAACAUAGACGGGUGAAAACUGCUGAUGUAAGGAAAUGGUUUCCUCAACCCAAAAUAGGUAAAGAUAUGCCCGAUCCGAUACUGCCUCGAUUGACGUUGGAGAUCACAGGGGGCAACAUAGAGAAGAACGUCCCCAACCUGCCCUCGUGGAUGAAGGGGGCGGCCAAGCUGCUCAACAGUGGGGCCGACGACCAGGACUGGGCAGCACUGGCUAAACUCAUGGGUUACAAACAGGCUCGGAUUGACCAGAUCAACGAGGAUCUAAACCCAGCCCUGGCCCUGCUGACCGACUGGGUGCUGACCAGCGGGAACACCUCCCUCUCGGUCGACCUCAUGAUGGUGUUCCUGGAACAGAUCAAGCGAGACGACAUUGUGGACGUCAUCCAGAAGGCCAAGGAGAGUGAGUCGGACCUGCCGCAGAUCUUCCUGAGCUACCAGUGGGACUCCCAGGACGACGUCCAGAGUCUCCGGGCACGCCUGGAGAGGGCGGGGUUCACCUGCUGGAUGGACAUUGGUCAGAUGGGCGGCGGGGAUCAGCUCAACCUCAAGAUCGAUGAGGGCAUUCGGAACUGUGUGCUGUUCGUCUCCUGCAUCACGCCCAAGUACGUGGUGUCUCACCACUGUAACCGCGAACUGGCCUUGGCAGACAUCUUGAAGAAACCCAUCAUCCCUGUCAUGUUCGAGUCCGUCGUCUGGCCGCCACCUGGGGGCAUGUCUGUCAUCCUCUCUCAGCUCGUCUAUAUCAACAUGAAAGGUGUCGGAGGUCACGGUGGCAGCGGGGUCCAUGCUGACCUCCAGGACAAGCAUAAUGAAAUCAUCAACCGGAUCCUCCUGUACACCAUGCCUGCCGUCCAGCCUUGCAUCGACUCCGCCGUCACGGUUACCGACAUCAGCAAGCAGCAGGACCUGGGCAGCGAGAGCCUGUACGACACCAGUCUCAGUUCCCUCACAGAACCAGACAUCCCCCUGCUCCAAGAGGUGUACCACGCACCCCCCAGCCCCCAUCGCAACCCCGUCGUCGCGCCGCAGCCAGAACCUGCUCAGCGAGCAGCAGCAGCAGCAGCAGCAGCAGCAACAAGGAACGUGGAGCAGGUUCAUGUGACGAAGUGUGCAGUAUGUGUAAUACUGUAGCCCUGAAGGACUUUACUAUACAGGGCUCCAAGUGUGCAGUAUGUGGCAUAUUGUGUAGCCAAGAGGAACUGUCACAGCUUCGAAGGACUUCACUGUACAGGGCUCUAAGUGUGCAGUAUGUGUCAUGUUGUGUAGCCCAGAGAAACAGUCACAGCUUCGAAGGACUUCACUAUACAGGGCUCUAAGUGUGCAGUAUGUGGCAUAUUGUGUAGUCCAGAGGAAAUGUCACAGCUUCAAAGGACUUCACUAUACAGGGCUCUAAGUGUGCAGUAUGUGGCAUAUUGUGUAGCCCAGAGGAACAGCUGAUGAUGAAAUCACUGUAGGUGUCCAGUGAUCGAUCAUUAUCAGUGAUUGGCUAGUGGAUCAAUAACUCCUAAUCAUAUAGACUGGACACAAUGCAUUCAGUGUACCAUUAAGGUCAUCAUUGCUACUGGAACAUGGGUACUCCUGUGCACAUUGGUACCAUCCAGGGCAUCAUUGCUACUGGAACAUGGAUACUCCUGUGGACAUUGGUACCAUCAAGGGCAUUGCUACUGGAACAUGGAUACUCCUGUGGACAUUGGUACCAUCAAGGUCAUCAUUGCUACUGGAACAUGGAUACUCCUGUGGACAUUGGUACCAUCAAGGUCAUUGCUACUGGAACAUGGAUACUCCUGUGGACAUUGGUACCAUCAAGGUCAUCAUUGCUACUGGAACAUGGGUACUCCUGUGCACAUUGGUACCAUCAAGGUCAUUGCUACUGGAACAUGGAUACUCCUGUGGACAUUGGCACCAUCAAGGUCAUUGCUACUGGAACAUGGAUACUCCUGUGGACAUUGGUACCAUCAAGGUCAUCAUUGCUACUGGAAUGUGAAUACUCCUGUGGACAUUGGUACCAUCCAGGUCAUUGCUACUGGAACAUGGGUACUCCUGUGGACAUUGGUACCAUCAAGGUCAUUGCUAUUGGAACAUGGGUACUCCUGUGGACAUUGGUACCAUCAAGGUCAUUGCUUCUGGAACAUGGGUACUCCUGUGGACAUUGGUACCAUCAAGGGCAUUGCUACUGGAACAUGGAUACUCCUGUGGACAUUGGUACCAUCAAGGUCAUCAUUGCUACUGGAACAUGGAUACUCCUGUGGACAUUGGUACCAUCAAGGUCAUUGCUACUGGAACAUGGAUACUCCUGUGGACAUUAGUACCAUCAAGGUCAUCAUUGCUACUGGAACAUGGGUACUCCUGUGGACAUUGGUAAUAUCAAGGUCAUUGCUACUAGAACAUGGGUACUCCUGUGGACAUUGGUACCAUCAAGGUCAUUGCUACUGGAACAUGGAUACUCCUGUGGACAUUGGUACCAUCAAGGUCAUUGCUACUGGAUCAUGGGUACUCCUGUGGACAUUGGUACCAUCAAGGUCAUCAUUGCUACUGGAACAUGGAUACUCCUGUGGACAUUGGUACCAUAAAGAUCUUCAGGGCUACUGGAAUGUGAAUACUUCUGUAGACAUUGUUCCACCAUGAUGUUUGACUUGUACUUGUACUUGUCUAUAAACAAGAAAAAAGACUAAACAAGUUAGGGACUACAUCACAAGUUGUAGCUUUGAGGCGUAUAGAUCUGCGUACAAGUGCGUCCGAGGACUUUACAAGACGUUGCUGAUCCCAUGGUACAAGCAUUAUCUCAACCAACCAAUAGAAAAAAAUUAGCAUUACAAUGCUAAUAAGACAUUUAUUUAAGGUCACUCUGUGAUAGGUAUGAGAGAUGUGUUAACUUGUGAAAGUACAAUGAUUCUGUAUGCAAGAUGUAUAUAAGAAGAAUUAUGAAGUGGGGAUUGAUUGCUGCCACCAGGAUCACACAUGGCAAUGAGUGGAUCAGUUGGCUAUGGGAAAGAUAACUGUUCCUUGUGUUGGCUAUGGUAAAAGAUUUAAUUUAGAACAAAAUGAUUUUACAUUUACAAUUCUGGUAAUUCUUGUGGGAUGUGAAAGACACGAGAAAUGUGUUACUGUGAAACAGUACAGUACUAUUAACAGAUGGUUGAUUGCUAGACAACCCAGGGCAAUAAGAUGCUACCCGGUAAUUAAGUGGCGUCUCCUUGCUUGGUGCUAACUAGUAUCCCUGUGCCCUUGCAAUGUCAAAGCCACUGGCAUUCUCUCUGCAAAGUUAGGCAAGCCAUUUUCGAAUGAUUUUGGGUUCACAAUGAUUUUGUCGGCACCAGUGUCAAACUGAACUGGGAAGAAUGUGAAUAAUCUGGAGAGGAUACGUUCUGGUCUUAGAUGCGAGUCAGAUGAUGGUUCUUGUUACUGAUCUGUUGUUAAUUCCCUGCAACUGUUACCAUGAUUACACACAGCACUGUUAGAGGAAGUAGUUAUACUGAAGUGUAUGAUUGACCUAUCAGUAUCACCAGUCUGUCAGCGAGUGAGUUGGGUUUCACAUCGCUUUUAUUCCAGCAGAAAUGGAUUGAACACAUGUCCAGAUUCACAGGGUCUGGACUGGCUUUCACUGUAGACUGAAGACCACAAAGCUUCUUAUCUCUUUGACUGUCAUAAGUACAUGUAUUUUGAAAUAUGGGAGGAGUUGCACAGGAAUCUACUUAGACAUUCUCAGAGGUGAUAGCUUUGCAUGUGUGACUUGAUUGUUUUUCCUUGCAAAGGUCACUUAAAUCAAGGGCCCAAUGAAGGUGGCUGGACAUUGCAUUAUUAGGUGGUUUGAAAGGUGCCACAAUGCUGUCAGAUUUUACAUGAUUUGUGAAUUGUGGGUAUGUUUUUUACACUUGCAGACAGGGCCUAAUGCAAGUGUAUACAGUAAACUAUGUUUAUGAUGAAUGCGCUUAUAUGAAAUGACAAAUAUGACGAACUUAUUUUUUAGUCCCGGCCAUUUGUUGUAUAUAUGCUGUACAUGUUUUUAUUACGAACUAAAAUUAGUGGUCCCUUUGAGUUCAUUAUAACCAUAGUUUACUGUUUAUUUGUUAACAUAUCUAUAUUAAUCCGUCCGUUGGAAUACCAAUCACAAGUUUCAACACAUCUUCAGCUUACUGUGUGUGUGACACUUUUGUCCAAAAUUGCUUCUUAGGAAACAAAUUCCUUAUUGAAUAUUGUUUUGUUUCCUAUCAUACCUUCAAUGCAGAAUGUGCUAUUCAACUGACCUAGUUGACUUCUUGUAUUCAUCUAGUAUUCUUGUAUUGAUCAUGAUGUUAGUGCUUAGCGUCUCACAGAGAUAAAAUGCAGGCCGCCAUGUGCACAAGGCUUAGAAUGGCGUGCUUGUAUGACAUGCAGUUUGGUCCAGUGGUUGCUGGUUAGGGGCGCUUGAUAUGGUAGUACUUAAAGUAUGAAUUUAAAACUGGGGGGAAUAUUAUGGUCGUCUUCAAACAUGUCACAAGGAGCAAACAAUUCUAAUGCCAAGUGAGUUUCAGUGUUUGGAUUGUUGCAAGAUGUUGCACUACCUGUAGAAAUGUACACGUGAGUAUUAUCUACCCCACUCUCAGUACCGAGUAGUUUGUUGUCGAACUGAGCAAUCGGUGCCAAGUGAUAUCGGGAGCAACGUUCCAUAUCACUUGGAAACAACGACACACAUAAACACAAGUCCUGGAUGAUGACCACCGGAUCCAUGACGUCCUCUCAUGACAAGCACAGGUUUACUGCAGGAGUAGGGAGGACGGAGAGUGAACUUCUGUCUUGUAGUUGCGCCAGUCUCCAGCUUGACAAGCCAGGCACUCCCAGAUCAGUCCUGGUACACACAAACCAAGUACCUGUAACAGCAACUUUACACCAUUUCUUAUUUGCGUUUGUCCAGUAAGUAAGUGAUUUCUUUCUGUAUCAUAUUUGAAGCUGUCAUCAAAAUCAUCACAGAUGGUGUCACAAUUGAACAGAUGUGUCAUCUAACUUUCAUAGGAUCUUAGAACAUGGCCAGAGACUAAUCAGAAAGCUAGAUUAUUUAAUGAGUAAUAAUAGAUUUCAUAGUAAUAUAAUUCUUAGUUGAGUGUCAUGUAUGGACUUGAAGAUGUGGAAGUGCACAUCUGUAAAUGGGUAUUCUGCCAAGCUGUAUUACUUGUAAGGUCUUUGUUUCUUAUUCUCAUAUGUACAUUCUCCUAUCAUGUAAUUUUAUUGUGUACAUAAUUUGUAUAAUUACAUCUGACAUGUACAUAUGUAGACAUGUAUCAAUAAAAUAUACAUUUCCAUUCU